Messenger RNA from Tinamus guttatus (white-throated tinamou), 846 nucleotides. NCBI's taxonomy places the organism in Eukaryota, Metazoa, Chordata, Aves, Tinamiformes, Tinamidae. The record is from RefSeq and is a predicted model, not a curated record.
GCAAGGAAGAGGAACUGUAGCUCAGCUCUUCUGCCAGGACACAGCACCAAAAUGCAACCCGUGCCCCUGCACAACCUCUCAGAGUUGGAAAGAGCCAGUCUGCAAGAGCUUGCCCUCUACCAGCUGCAGGAAAAGCUGCUUGUUGGAGAUCUCAGCCUGGCAAAAGUUAGCCCUAAAGGUAAUAAGUCUAUCCGCCAGAAACUGGAGAGCUUUUCCAAGGAGAAGAAAGAUGGCUCUCCUCAGACUUUUGGGAUCCCCCUCUUCCAAGUCAUUGACAAUGACCGUGUGUACAAGCAACUGCAGGAAGAAGUGAAGAGCAGUCGCCGGCUCUGCUUGGAGGUGGAACACACAGUGAUAAGAUUCAGGGCUCAGAUCCAGAAGAAGUCUCUGCUGGGCAAAGGCUGUGAGCUGGGACCCUGCAGGAUGUUCUCUGAGGAGCAGCUUUCCCCCACUUUUCCUGACCACAGCUCCUGGAACCACCGAAGGGGGGCAAUGUCCGUGGACUCCAUCAGCGACCUGAGUGACAACACUUCCAAGCUGCUGGAGGCACUGCAGUUGUCCCAUCCCCACGAGCUGGAUCUGCAGAGAAGACAGGGCAAGAAGAUGUUGAGCCUCAAUCCUAUCACUUGGCAGGUCCCCAGGAUUGUGGACAGAUGUUGCCAGCACAUUGAAACGCAUGGUCUCCAGACAGUUGGCAUCUUCCGGGUUGGGAGUUCCAAGAAAAGAGUUCAAGCUGAGGGAAGAGUUUGACCAAGGAUUAGAUGUCUUCUUAGAUGAGCACCAAAGUGUUCAUGACGUGGCUGCUCUGCUCAAAGAGUUUCUUCGUGACAUGCCAGAUUCCCUGAU